AGGGGCCAGCUCGGAAGGUGUUGGAAGCCGCGUGAAGGACUUGAGAAGUUCUGUGUGCAGGAGCCAGCACACAGUAUUCAAACGACAUCAAAAAGUUUUCUACAAAGAAAUCUUUAUAAGUUGAGAGACUAUGCAAAGGCCAAGGAAAAAUGAAUAUAUAGAAAUCGCUAUCACUAUAUAGUCUAGGUCAACAAGAAGUACCUCUUUGUUCACAGAAAACAAGAUUAUCUUUCUGUUUCAUGAAGAAGAUGAUAACAGCUGGGUUACUGUUAAAGAUAUCUGCGAGAAGACCACAGACCAAUGAGUAGAAUCAAUAAGAACGUGAUCUUGGCCCUCCUAACACUGACAAGUUCUGCGUUCCUGCUGUUUCAGCUCUAUUACUACAAGCACUAUCUGUCAGCCAAGAUCUCUCUUCACCAUACUCUAAGCCUUGGGAGGCUGACCUCUGGACUGCAUUAGCUGAGCUCCCUUGCCUUUUGGGUUCCAGUUGGGUUCAACCAAUGGGAAGCAUCAGCUGGAGAUUGGAGACUAGGAAGAAAAAGAGAAUGGAACUGGCUCAUCAAAAUCCAAGGGAAACCGAAUUGGAUUUGAUAGCACACAGUGGCGUGCAGUUAAGAAAUUUGUUAUGCUGACAUCCAGCCAAAAUGUGCCAGUGUUCCUUAUCGACCCUUGGAUUCUGGAAUUGAUUAAUAAAAACUUUGAACAAGUGAAAAAUACUUCUCAGGGCCCUGCUUCAGACUGCAGGUUCUUCUGUGUUCCGCGAGACUUCACUGCGUUUGCGCUGCAGUAUCACCUAUGGAAGAACGAGGAUGGCUGGUUUCGGAUAGCUGAGAAUAUGGGAUUUCAGUGCCUAAAGAUUGAAAGCAAAGAUCCUCGGCUAGAUGGAAUAGACUCACUUUCUGGAACUGAGAUCCCCCUGCACUAUGUUUGUAGGCUGGCCACUCACGCCAUCCACUUGGUGGUGUUUCAUGAGCGGAGCGGCAACUACCUCUGGCAUGGUCACCUACGACUCAGAGGUCACAUGGACAGAAAGUUUGUUCCUUUUCGAAAGUUACAGUUUGGUCGUUAUCCUGGAGCUUUUGACAGGCCAGAAUUGCAGCAGGUUACUAUUGAUGGGCUAGAUGUGCUUAUUCCAAAAGACCCAGGACACUUUCUAGAAGAAGUGCCACGCUCCAGAUUUAUCGAGUGCAGGUAUAAAGAAGCUCGGGCGUUCCUUCAGCAGUACCUUGAGGAUAACACUGUGGAUGCUAUGGCCUUUCGGAAGAGGGCGAAGGAGUUGCUGCAACUAGCAGCCAGAACGUUGAAGGAAUUGGGAGUGCCCUUCUGGCUGAGCAGUGGAACCUGUCUAGGAUGGUAUCGGCAAUGCAGUAUUAUCCCUUAUAGCAAAGAUGUCGACCUAGGAAUUUUCAUACAAGAUUACAAACCUGAUAUUAUUUUGGCAUUUCAGAAUGCGGGACUUCCACUCAAACACAAGUUUGGGAAGGUGGAAGACAGCUUGGAGCUCUCCUUUCAGGGACAGGAUGAUGUAAAGCUUGACAUUUUUUUCUUCUAUGAAGAGACUGACCAUAUGUGGAACGGAGGCACUCAGGCCAAAACAGGAAAAAAGUUUAAGUACUUGUUUCCCAAGUUCACACUGUGUUGGACUGAGUUUGCAGACAUGAAAGUCCACGUGCCCUGUGAAACAGUUGACUACAUUGAAGCCAACUAUGGUAAGACCUGGAAGAUUCCUGUGAAGACAUGGGACUGGAAGAGCUCACCCCCAAAUGUUCAGCCCAAUGGGAUCUGGCCUAUUUCUGAGUGGGACGAAGUUAUCCAGUUGUACUGAGAAUACAAAGUUAAGGAGGCACAUUUCCCAACAAGAAGAUGGGCAGCUGUUCAAAGCACCCCUGUCUUUUUGCUGCAUAUGAGAGCCAAAGAAGAUAAAUGACAAGUGGACCAUCUAAUCAGCAGUCGUUCUACAAUUUCUGAGGAGUUUCUACACCAGGUGAAAUACUAGGUUCUGGUGGAUAGGGAGAGAUGAACAAGCAAAUGCUGCCUCUCUCCUGUCAUGUUGGUAAGCAGUCCAGUCUUCUUUUAAGGGAAUGUCCCCCACCCUCUGAAGAGCUGGUGUACGUUACGAUGUAUUCCAAAAUGAUUCUUAAAAUGUUGAGUGGUGUUUAUGCUGGGAAGUGAGCUCAUCAUUCAAAGCUAAGGCGGAGUACAUUAGUUAGGAAUCAUUCAUUCCUGACUGUCCUCUGGAUUUAGGCUGCUGCGUCCAUGCCACUUUUGAGAUUGUGGAAUGUGAGUUAGUACUUCAUGGGUCAUCAGACUUUAUGUUGCAUAGAGAAAGAUAGUGGCAGACUCAUCUUACAAGCAUUUCUAUCACAGUUGGCUUAAAACACAGGGCGAUUUAUAAAGGAAGAUGAGAGUCAAUUUCAAGCCUUGUCAGGAUGCAUAGCUUCAUGUUUGAAGUGAGAAGUUGAUGCCUACGUGAGGUUUAUGUUUCCGACGUCAUAGGAACAUCUUCUCUGGCCUGCAGUAGAACGUGCUGAUGAGUCUCUCAGGCAUGCCGUCUGAAAGCUGUGACUUCCCAAGGCUUACUUUCCUUAUUUCAGUCCCAAUCACUCUUAGAUUUAAAAAAUAGGAGUAAUUCAUGGAUAUUUUUUAUUUUCUGAACUUGGAACUCUUCUACCCUUUAUUUUAAUGUUGACACUAAAUACUAAUAGAUACACCUCUGAGGUUUCUAAAUAGACCCUUUAUUUAUUUAUCAACAGUAGCUCUGUUUCUUUAAUAUAUAGCCUACACACUGAUUUAUUUAAAAUAAAGAUACGACUGUUGUUCUCUCCAAUACUGCUUCAGGUUUCCAUAAUGAAGGCUUAAUGUGAACCUGGUAACUCUUCCUUGUUCCAGAUCACUGCUUUUAAAGCCUUUGUCCAUCCCUAGAUUUUCCUUCUGAUGAGUGUAAUAGUACAAGGCUCAGACUUCCUUCCUUCCAAGUACUAUACCUGCUGGACCCUUGACCUCCUUCUUCUUCACAAAAUACACUCGUGAGUAGGCUGGGUUCGCUGCACCCUUCUCUUUACCUGUCCUUAAGCCAUGUGCUCUAAGUGAGAUAUGCAGAGGAGUCUGGUGCAGUAAAUGCUGCCUGGGAGAGGAGGUUCUCUACUCUCUGCUUAAGGAUGCUUCCCAUGGCAGCCUGACAGAUUUCCCUUUGAAACUAUAGUUGCUAAAAUGAAAACCAGAAUGUCUAAGGGAAUGAGCUGGCAGAGUUUAAAAAAAAAAAAAAAACUUGAGAAGUCACUUGAAGCCACCCACUUCCAAAUUUCAAAAUCAAGGUGAAAGCUCUUUGGUAGACAAUAAGCAACAGUCUGUGAGGCUGCAUCCUCCAUGCAGGGAACUGAGUCUCAUCAUAACCAUCAUAAUCAGAUGUUCAGAGACUUUUGUAAUUAUUAACAAACGUGUCCCCAAAUUACAGGUCAUAAACAGUUCUUUCCUAGAAAAUAAGUCCACAUUCUGUGUACCCACGAUUUAGGUAGCCAACCCUAAUUUCAUUUUUUUGUGAACCAGAGAUACAGCAUAUGAUAAUAGUGUUCUUGAGAAACCCCCUAUCUGAGCCCACUGGGUUGUACUCAGUAUCCAGAAGCAAGUGCACUCACAUUGUGUUUCUUGAGAGCCCUCAUCUCCUGCCAGGGGAGCCGACCUACUCCUGCUCAAAUUGCUUUGUUUGUAUCCAUCUUUGGAGUUCAAGGUUGGGAAGUGUCCAGAGGACAAGCUAUCAGAGGUUUCAUAUAUUCUUUCCUACACAGAGGACAGCUAAACAUCUUGUCUUCCCUCUGAUUGUCUUUAGUGUUGGGGUUCCUUUCUACCUUGGAGAAAAUGAAAGCCUUUCCCAGAAUUUGAAGGCGAGGCCUGCUUUGGAAAAUGAUCCCAUGAUUCAGUCACAGUGAAGCCUGUGCUUCUUAACCUUUGAACUCUGCUGAGUGUCCAGAGACCUUGGGUUAGGUGUGCUCACCCCCUGUACCUUCUCAGAUCACUUUUCAUUCCUCCCUGAAUAUGCCAACUGUCCUUUUAUAUGACUACUUUCUGGUCUGAUUGCCUGGUUUACUUGAAGAUAUCUUUUCUGUUAACUUCUUGGUAGUAAUAUAACCAAGGAUGUCUCCAGAGAGACCCUGAGAAGCAAACACUUCCUCAGUUUGCAACAGCCAGCUAUGUUUCCAAACAUGGAGCACAUGCCCUGCUCUUGGCUGCCUUAUUGACAUCUGGUCACCAAGAUAAAAUAAUAGUAACCACAGCUGGCCGUCUAAGAAUAGCUGAGCCGCUAGAGAACGGGCUUCUCAGAUUCCCUGGCUAGCCUGCAGUGUGGCCACUGUGUACUUAGUGAAGCAUUCUUUCUGGCCCUCAUUUCUCAGCUGGUUGGUAAUCCCAGGAAGGAGCGAGCUGAGGAGAACAGCUGAGGCCACGAUGCAGCAAGCGUUCUGUGACUUCUGGUCUGCUGCUGUCUGCAGACCUGAGAUCAGUUCUCAGUGCGGCCUCGAUGACACCUGACUCCAAUGUCUCAGGGACGUGCCCCUUGGGGUGCUCCUGCCAGCCCCCACUGAAGGCCUCGGGUGACAAAAGACGCUAAGGAGGAAUGUUUCUUUCUUGUCCAGAAUUCUUAAGCUACCUUCUUACCUUUAUCUGGAAAAAAAAAAAAAGCCUUAUCUACAAAAAAUAGGACAGUUUAUGUCUGAAGACAUCAGCCUGUGUUUCCUGACUCUUGAAAUGUUUUAAAGGGUACUCUGGUUCAGGGCUAGGGUUAAGUACUUAUAAAAUGUACCGUUUCCUACUUCCUGUUUCCUUGGUAAUCAUUUAAAUUGUAGGUGAGGAUGCACUACCUUCUCAGAAGGUUGCAUGACAGAAGUUGCUUAGAAAUAAAAUUGGGGGUGGGGCACUGAGAUGGCUUAGUGGGUAAAAGCCCUUGUCACCGAAGCUGACUUGAGCUUCCCCAGGACCCAUCUAGUGCAAGGAGAGAACUGAUUUCCACAAGUUGCCUGUGACUCCUGCGCGUAGGCUCCAGUGUGCUUGCAUCUCCUCUCCAGCACACAGGCAAAUGUAGUGAAACAGCCUAUUGUGUCUGCGCAGUGCAGCUCAGAUUAUGUUGUUUAUGAACUGAGAGUCAUUGCCGUAUUACCUCCACCUGUAAACAGAGCUGCAUUUUCAUUAAGCUGAUCAAGCUGCUGUCUUCUGAUAGUAUCCAUGUACUACUGUUUUCUUUUAAGCCCGGCCAGUUUGCGCUCUGAUUUGGUGCCUGAUCUGCUAUGGACUUGCUUUUCAGUAUUCUAGUUUUGGGUGGCAAACAUCACCGUAUGUACAGAUCUGCAGAACCAAAGCUUUGGAGUGCUUAGUUAUUCUUUGCCUACCCUGGAUGGAGAUAUGGAUAGUGGAGACUUCUUGCCCAGCGUGUGUGAAGCCAGGGUCAGUACAAAUCACAAGAAAUCUGAGCAGAAGGGUUACCAUGUUCAAGACCAGCCUGGGCUACACUGUUAAGACCCUGUAUUGAAGGAGGAAGAAGGAGAGAAGAGAGACAGAGACAGAGAAAUGAGAAUAUGCUCAUGUCAAUCAUCUGCCCACAGAUUUAUGUUUUUGUCUAAGCUAGGCAAGAAGCAGCAGCGUAUGUCAUACUGUUUUAAGUUACUUCACAUUAGAGCAAAACACUAAUUAUAGUUAAUUGUAGGCAAACAGACCAAUUCAGUGUUUAGUCCUUUUGUAUACAACCAGUAGGCAAAUAUAAAUUUUCUGAGAAUUUUUGUUUCUGUCCCCUCAGAACACCUAGGCUAGAAUUUGUCCCUAUAAUUCCUAUACCCAACCUAAUAGAAUUUUUCUGAGGGCCCACACAGCUAUCCGAACUUCUUCUGAGUAGCUUUCACAGAAGGGAGUGUAUAGGAAAGCUUUGUCACAUAAAGUAUCCUGCCAUGCACUUUAAAGCUCUACAACCUCUGACAAUUUGUUCAAAGCAUGAAAAUUAUUAGUUCAUGAGUUUAUUGAAUGCAAAUCAUGUGUAACUCUGUCAACAUAUGUAUGACUAUGAAACAUGUAUGAAUUUUCUAGACCAUCUCAUGUUUUAAACAUGGGAUUUCAGUGUAUGCAUACCAGUUUCCUACUUGGUUUUUGUCUUCGGGUAUAGUUCAUGGUACUACUGAAAAGACUUUUAAUAUUAUUACUCUGACGAUUUGUAAUAUGUGAUCUACUUUGGGAUGAUUAAUAAAAUUUUUUAAUCUCU
This is a messenger RNA of Microtus oregoni (creeping vole), 6238 nucleotides long. RefSeq names its product fukutin (gene Fktn). Lineage: Eukaryota; Metazoa; Chordata; Mammalia; Rodentia; Cricetidae. Gene Ontology annotation, cellular component: Golgi membrane. The record is from RefSeq and is a predicted model, not a curated record. The transcript is spliced from 11 exons. Bases 626 to 1825 code for a protein of 399 amino acids.